CGUCGUGGUGCAAACUGUUCAGGCCAUAGUGCACGCAGGUUGUACCAUCCGGUACGGGAUAGCAGCGUACGACGAUAUCGGAACAUUGCUGCGUGGAGGCGGUCACGUGCCCCCAACGGAGCUAGGACGAUGCACCUGGCGAGCCCGGUGCAGGUGCGACCGGGCGAGCCCUGAGGAUUCGCGAUUGCUCCGUUCCCAUCGCGCCGAGCGGCUCGCCGUCGAGGACAGCUGAUCUUUCGGGUGGUUCAGGUCGAGGUUCGUCCUCGCUCGACGCGCCUGGCAGCCACGUGCGAGGACGAGCAGACAAGCGGCGGUGAGGCGGUGGUAGCGGGGAGGGAGGUGGAGGAAAUCGGUAACGUGGAGGAGGUGGUGCUCGACCGGGUCAUCGAGGAAGAAGGUGCCUCGUUCUGGCACCUUUUCGAACAAACAUGAGACGCUCGUGGACGCUUGUCGCAGCGAUAGCCCUGGCUGCAUCGGGGCUGGUAAGUGGCGGUUUCCAUGAGAAGAGGCUGCUGAACGACCUGCUGGACUCGUACAACGUGCUGGAGCGGCCGGUGGGCAACGAGUCCGAACCCCUCGUGCUGAACUUUGGCCUCACGCUCAUGCAAAUAAUCGACGUCGUAAGUGCCUAAUUAUUUUCUUCAGCUUCUUCAUCCGGCGUUGGACUGAUUUUCCCUCGGGUCUUCAAUGUUUAAUCGAAUUCGUCCCUUUCAUAAAUCCUUUUUUUGUCAUUCUCUUACUAUUUCUAUUCUUUUAUGCUAUUUCUAAAAAAAAAUGUGCUAAUUUUUAAGCGUUCUUAUUUUUUUAUCUAGGAUCUCUCUUUUCUUUCGGAAAGAGCAAUAAUGAAAAGAGCAAGCUGAUUUCUAUUAAUAUCUGUUUAG
Acromyrmex echinatior (Panamanian leafcutter ant) is the source of this 881-nucleotide messenger RNA. It is a transcript of the gene nAChRa7, whose product is annotated as nicotinic acetylcholine receptor alpha7 subunit. Lineage: Eukaryota; Metazoa; Arthropoda; Insecta; Hymenoptera; Formicidae. Gene Ontology annotation, cellular component: postsynaptic membrane. Gene Ontology annotation, molecular function: transmembrane signaling receptor activity; acetylcholine-gated monoatomic cation-selective channel activity. Gene Ontology annotation, biological process: monoatomic ion transmembrane transport. The record is from RefSeq and is a predicted model, not a curated record.